UGAUCAGUGUGUUCGCGAACUGAGGUAGAGUAUAGGCUACACGACCUUCCUCUUGAGGCAGUUUUGUGUCGUCAUUUGAGGUCAUUUACCAGCGUUAUUCUUAUGUCGGCUUCUGAAAUAGUGAAGAAGGGAAGUUGACCUUCCUUGAGGAUUAGUGGACUAUUUGAUGUAAUAAGAGAGAAACUGAGUGAUAAACAAGAGCCCAGAAGUGCUGAGAAGAAUUUGAAGAUGAGGAUUACGCUGGCGGUUAUAGUGGUGGUGGUGAUGGGCGUAUGUGGGUGUGAGGGGGAGGUAGCCAAGAGGUACACAUGGGGGGACGCCCUCAUAGACCCACUAGCCCUGGGUCCCGACGGUAACCCCUACCCCAGCGCCCUGGUGAACCGACUUUUCUCAGAGGGAGAGUUUGGACCACCUAGGAAUGCCCGACGUGGCCGUACACUGCACGCCACCCUCGACCCCGCCACUACCAGGGACAACCUCCUCACCAAGUACCGCCGAGCCAACACACAACAGCUACCCGAGGGUCGGAGUAUGUCGUUAUCACCAGUAGAAGAGAACCUGGUAAACAUGGCCGCCUCUUUCAAGUCCUCUGUUUCCUCCACAACCACCACCACUUCUUCUUCUUCUUCUUCAUCGUCGUGUCCUCCAGGUCCUCCUGCUAGGCUGUGUCAGACGCGAUUCAACACGACAGCGCCCAUGUACGGCCUCAGCCUCACAUCAGGGCAGCCCGUGACCAUCGUGCAGAAGUUCCCUGACCUCCUGCAGCAGGUCAUAUUCGAAGUGUGCGAGAGCGAGACGUGCGAAAUUAUACAGGGGAAGUGCGUGCAGACGUACGUCCCGUACUUGUUCCUGGUGAUCCCGCUGGGUCCUGUCACUCUCACCGGUCAGGACUACGUGCUGGUAGAGUCUGGGUGUACUUGUCAACCUAAGUACAGUCAGGCCUCUUCCAUCCCCUCCCCGCUAGACGCCAUCCCGGGCUUGGAGUGAUGUAGACCAUUACAACAUUUAUCUCGUGUACUGUCUCAGUAAAAGUAUCAAAUUCUACAAGGCUGCAUACGUGGGGUUUUCCUUCCGAUACCAGAUUUAUAUGAUCUCAACAGAAUAUGACCAUGUUCGGGCACAGCCAUCAGACUGACAAUGAUGUUCAGAUGAUCGCAGUGACUUCAUGUUCUAAAUGUCUGCACAUGUAGAAUCACCAUUGAGUUAUGUGAGUACUCAUUCCUGUCUAAAAUAUGAAUGCAUGUAAGCUAUUUGUGAUGAGCAGUUGAUCUUUAGACUGUAAUUAUCCGAACCACUGAUAGUCAUGAGUGAUAGUUUGGUCUUGAACAAAGAGGACAGUUAAACAAAUUAGCUAAUGAAGACAAUGUGGCGUUAAGAUGAACUUGACAGAAUAAUUUCGAAAGGGGCUUAAUGUGUAUAUUAUCUCAAAUUAUUAAAUCAAAACAAGCACUCUGGCAUACAGUGUACAGCCAGAUAUAAAAUUAAUAUCCAUUUACUUUCUCCAGUGACAUGAAUUAGCAUCAUAAUUUGCCUACGUUUAAGACGUAUCUGUAUAGUCAUAAAGGAAUACUGAAUGUUGACAAAAUAAUUGCUUGAAUAUUUUUUUAAUAAAGGAUCAAAACAGGAUAGUGGAAAUAUGGUUCUCAUGGGAUAACAAUAAUAUGAACUCACUAUUUUGGUAAUCAUUUGUAGAUGAAGGUUGACAUGAGCCAUCACUUCACUGUCAUCUGGUCACUGUCCAUAUCCUGUGCUAGACUCAGUAUUAAAAUGUUGAUGAGACGGCUUCACGUAUCAGCAUUAUCCAUUUUUUUUAUGACGGAAAUACAGGUCAUCGUUGUAUAUCUCGCACUGACGUCUAUGGGUCUUGACUGAGAAUUAGUAUUCCUUGUUAAUUUUUGCUUUUCAUAUGACUUAUAACUAAAGAAGACAUAAUUUUAUUAUUUGUUAAUUACUUCUUUACUAAUAAGAAGUAAUGUUUUACCAAUAUAUUAUGCCUAUUGUCCUUUAGCUCAUGUAUAUUAACUAAUCCAGCAUCAGUCAUCAGAGAAUCUUGAUAAUUGUAAUGGUGUCAUUUAGUCCAGUUCUUAUAAUUAGUUUUAUGAGGAUGUCGGUGCAGGUACAGCAGUCUCAACCACUCACGGUAUAUGGGAAGGAAACUCAGGUCGCCACACUCAGCGCUCGGUUGUUACACCCAAAAAGUCAAUAGUUAAUAUGUGGAUACAAUUUUAGAGUACAGUGCAAUAAUGGAAGCAAAUCCUUGUAUCGUUAUGAUGUUAAAUGUCUUUUUUGUUGUCAUAUUUAUAGUGCAGUAAAUAUUCAACAAUGUAAUUAUUCCAGUCGUUACACCACCAAGCUGCUGAACUGUACUAAAUUUUCAUACACAUCAAGUUUCUUUACUUGGGUCAUAAAUCCAGUCUUGAUAAUUUAUAGAAUCCAGAUGAAGCAUAAAGCCUUUUGCGGUGUUCUUUGGUCUUGUGGCUACAACCUUCAGUGCUUGUUUAUGUUUUGCUUUAUUGUUACAUAAGUCCUGCCUCUCUACCAUCACAUUAUAAACUGUAAAGUAUGGAUUGGGUCUAGACUUGAAUUCUUCCCCACACAUAACACACAAAAUAAAAGAAACACCCCCUUUUACCUUUAGUCAGGGAGGCGGGUUAAUUUUGUAUUACUUCAUGCAGGCUAACCUACCACGGCAUGUGAGACGGACACAAUUGGCCUCAUUCAAAUGGCAUGUGUAGUCUGAUGCCGAUGUACAGUAAUGAUGAGCAAGAGAGUUAUGGCACUUGGCAGGAAAUAAUUUUUUUUAGCAUAUUUGUUACAUUUUUCUCAGUUUUUAAUUGUUAUUUAAAAUGUGUUUACUAGUUUACUGUGAUGCCAUUAGCCAAUAAUUAGCCGCUUUUGUUAUUUAACUUGUUAUAUUUAUUGUUAUUCUGGGGGGGGGGGGGUUGUUAUCACGAAAGGACGUUAAUGUGAAUUUUACAUAUGUUGGUGAAGAUAAAGGAGGUGUGCUGGGUGGAUGAUAUACAAUGUCCAGUUUCUACUGUUUUAGUUAUGUUAACUAUACUGUAUAUAACCUACAGAAUCUAGUUCUCAUGUUCUGAUAAUGUUGUACAACUACUUAUGUCAAGAUACUGUUGCCAAAGUCGAUGAGAUUCACAUAUUGUCCAUGUUAGCUCAGUUUCAUGACACGAGUGUGUGUUUCCUUUACUUUUACCUCUGCUGCCACCACCAGGAGGCUUUUUUUAGUCCGUCCAUGCAUCCAUCCGUCCGGCGGAAGUUUUUCACCUUGGCUGUGGUAUACAGUAUACUAUAUGUAGUGUAGCUGUUUUACAAAAAAAAGUCCCUAUUGAUUAUGAUAUACAGAAGUUAUUGGGAUGCGCUGGAAAAGUAAGUGUUCCAUAUUGUUUCAUGUACACUUGUACAGUAUGUGUAACUACUUGGUGAGUAAUAUACUUAACAGGUUCAGAUGAGCCUUGAGCACUGGUGUUGUCAAAGACAUACAUAAAAGACAGUGAUUGGCUGUAGUACCUUAUUAUAGUGAAUUACUAGCUAUUAUUUAUUCUCCAUAAACAGAUUGUCCACUACUUUCAUCAUAGUAUGUUUUGUUCUGCUGUGAUCUUCCUAAGGUUUUAUGUUAAUGCUAUUUAUUAUCUAUUUAUUUCUCUUGUUUAAUUAUGUUAUCUCUGACAUGUUGAUGUGAUUGUUGCAUAUAAUUAAUAAAGAUUUUUAAAGUCA
This is a messenger RNA of Homarus americanus (American lobster), 3732 nucleotides long. RefSeq lists its product as uncharacterized. The record is from RefSeq and is a predicted model, not a curated record. Bases 229 to 987 code for a protein of 252 amino acids. The transcript has 5 exons. Lineage: Eukaryota; Metazoa; Arthropoda; Malacostraca; Decapoda; Nephropidae.